AUGGAUGCCAUCUCUUUCGUCCUCGGCGUGAAAUCUGCUCAUCUCCGUGGUUCGAACAUUAGAGAUCUCAUUUAUCGUGGCAGGAGAGUGGGCUUGGAAGACGGCGAUCAGGUUGAUCAGACUCAGGAAGGUCAGAGCGAUUACUAUUCUGCUCAAAAAGCCUCCGUUUUGGCUCAAUACACGAGCACUUCUGGACGCGAACUCAAGUUUGAGAGAACUAUAACAAUCUCUGGUUCUUCAGAAUACAGGCUCAACGGCAGAGCUAUCAGUUAUGCAGACUACAAUCAAGCACUCGUUAAAGAGAACAUCCUCGUAAAGUCAAAGAACUUUCUAGUCUUCCAGGGAGACGUUGAGGCAGUCGCGACGCAGUCAUCUUCGCAGUUGUCGAAACUCAUUGAUCAAAUAUCAGGCUCGAUAGAGUUCAAAGAGCGUUAUGAAGAGACUAGGGGUGCCCAGGAGCGUGCAAACGAAACAUCUGUUGCUCAAGGUUUGAAGAGACGCGUUUUGAAUGGUGAAAUUAAACAAUUUAAGGAGCAAACAUCUGAGCUCAAGCGUUUCGAGGAUAUGAAGGACAACAGGAACAACUUGAUAAUUAGGCUACUGUUGAUGAAAUUAUACCACAUAGAAGCACAAAUAACCACUAAUACCGAUGCCAUCACCUCUAAGCGAGAUCAUUUGCAAGAUCUACAACAACAACAAGAUGGAGCCAAAAGAGAGCUUAAAAGAGCUUCAAAAGAAAAAGCGGAAGCUCACAAUAAGACAAUCAAAUGCGAAAACACCAUCAAAUCUAGCCAGCGUGACAUCGAUAACAAGACUCCAAACAUUGUUGCCCUUGAUGCUCGAAUCAGUCAUGCUCGUACAAAGCUUAGAACAUCAGAAACAAAUGCCUCCCGUCUCCAAGCUGAAGUAGAAGAAUUGCAGGAGUGUGUAAAUAGGUACAAGGUAGAUGUGGAUAAGAUUGAAAAGGCUGCCGGUCGUGCACAAGCCGAAGCUAGAAAACUAAGCGAACAGCGCGGUGUUAAUUUAUCUGAUGAGGAUUUGAAUGAGUACAGGCAGCUGAAAUUGCAGGCAAUGUCACUCGCACCAGAAGCUCGUCAGCAAGUUGAGGAGCUUGGACGUAAUGAAAAAACGUCAAAGUCUUCGUUGAAUGCAGCCAAAUCACGUCUCAGUGAAGCCGAAGCUAAGCAUGAGAAACUAAAGCUUGAUGAACGCCGAAAUGCUGCUAAUGUGGAAGAUACUCGAGAUGGAUUUCAGACUGCUCAAAGCAAUUUGCAAGAAGCCAAGCAAAGGUAUGACAAUUUACUUAAUGAGAGGAACAAGAUUGGUCAACUCGAAACUGAAAAGAAUGAAAAGUUGCACGCACUUCUCGGUCAACUUUCCAGCGCUAGCCACGAUCUCAGACAGACAGAACGCGAUAACAAAUUCAAAGACGUACUCAUGACCCUGAAAAGGAUGUUUCCAGGUGUUAGAGGAAAAUUGGUAGAUUUAUGUCAACCAACUCAGUCAAAAUACUCCACGGCUGUUGUGACGGCAUUAGGAAGGAACGUAGAAUCAAUAGUUGUUGACGAUGAAGCUACCGCUAUUCAAUGUAUCGAGUACAUGAAGGCUCAAAGAGUUGGAAGCGCUACAUACCUUCCACUAGACUCUCUUCAAGUCAAGCCAGUACAAGAGCGACUCAGAACUUUGUCAUCUGGGGCGAGAUUGACAGUGGACGUCUUGAAGUAUGACAACAUUUACGAGAAGGCUGUUCAUUUUGCAGCAGGUAGCUCUCUCAUUUGCGACGAUAUGACCAUUGCGAGAGAUUUGGUUUACGACAAACAUCAAGAUGUUAAGGCAGUCACCCUGGAUGGCACGAUUAUUCAUAGGUCAGGUCUGAUAACAGGUGGUCAGGGCGCUAGAGAUUCUGGUAAACGGUUUGACCAAGCUCAAUACGACCAAAUGAUGCGCAGGAGAGAUGAACUUGUAAUCCAGCUGAAGGCAUUGAGGAAUAAGCGUCCUCAGCCUAAAGUGGACGAGGAACUUGUGCAGAACGUCAGGAAAUGUGAAAAUGAUGAGCACAACUCUAAAGACAGCUUUGAUGGAGGUGUUAGUCGUUUAGAUGGUACUCAAAAGGAAUUAAAAGUUGCUGAACUCAAUCAUUCAGAAAAGUCAAUGGAGUUGGACACUAUGCGUUCUUCAUACGAUGCACUCAAACGUGAACUGGAUGAUGUACUCGCUAUAGUCCAUAGAGCUGAAGAUGGAGUGUUUGAGCCGUUCUGUGCAAGAAUUGGAAUAGAGAACAUUCGUGAAUACGAAGACCGAGAAGGUCGUGUGGCCGCUGCAGAAAGCGAGGCUAGAGUAAAAUUCGAAACGCAAAUAGCCAAGCUCAACAAUCUGCUCCGCUUUGAAGAAGAACAGCUCAAGACGUCUAGCACGCGUCUUGAACGUCUUCAAAAUAAGCUGGAUAGUGAUAGGCAGAAUCUUGCGACAUUUGAAAGUGAGAAGAGAUCGCUCCAAGAGAUAGUAGAUGAGAUCAAAAACACAAUCGCCACAAAUGAAGCUCUUCUCAAUGAACUGAGAGAGAGUGAGCAGAGUAUUGCAGAAAACGUUGACAGUGUCAGGCGUAACUCACAUAAGGCAGAGCGCCAAUAUGACGGUGCUUUUAAAGACAUUGCAAACAAUAACGACAACAUUAGGAUGCUGGCAAGUGAACGGUUCUCCAUCUACCGUAAAUGUAAAGUAGACGAAUUGCCACUGGAUCUUGUCGCUGGUAGCUUGGAUGAUGUACCAUUGGAUGCUGACUUGAAGGAGAUUGAGCCAAUGGAUGUCGACGAUGACGAAGAUGCUACGCAGCGUGCAGUCCAGAUCGAAGACUAUGGCAUCGAAGUCAAUUUCGAUGGUGUAGAGGACGAGGACGAAUUGACAGAGGAAGCUGAGUUAAAGUACCAACAAGAAAUUGCUCAGAUGAGUGAGGAAAUUGAUAGAAUGGCUCCCAACCUCAAAGCCAGUGAUCGUUUAUCUGAUAUGAAAAAGAGGCUAAGUGAAACUGAGAAAGUAUUUGAACAUGCUCGAAAAGAAACAAAGCAAGCUAGAGAUGCAUACCAAGACGCGAAAGCUUCCCGACAAGAGUUAUUCAUGCAGGCUUUCGAUCAUCUAAGCAGUAGUAUAGAUGUCGUCUACAAGGAAUUGACCACUUCGCGUGCCAAUCCAACUGGUGGUACUGCAUAUUUGUCGCUAGAAGAUGAAGACGAACCAUAUAAUGCUGGUUUGAAGUAUCAUGCGAUGCCACCAGGCAAACCAUUUAGAGAUAUGUACCAGCUAUCCGGUGGUGAGAAGACAAUUGCAGCAAUGGCUCUGCUUUUCGCCAUACAGACGUACAAACCGUCUCCGUUCUUUGUUCUUGACGAGGUUGACUCUGCGCUAGACAAUCAAAACGCCGCCCAAAUAGCCAAGUAUCUCCGAAACCAUCUGCGAGAAUCACAGUAUAUUUUCAUUACACACUCUUCUAGAGUGUAUGAGAGAGCUGAUGCUUUGGUUGGUGUGUUUAGGAAUGGUGACAUCAAUUCUAGUCAAGUUCUCACCCUUGAUCUUACUCAGUACGAUGAGCCUUAA
Molecule: messenger RNA, 3591 nt
Organism: Wallemia ichthyophaga EXF-994
Lineage: Eukaryota; Fungi; Basidiomycota; Wallemiomycetes; Wallemiales; Wallemiaceae
Product: Structural maintenance of chromosomes protein 1
Exons: 8
Coding region: 1-3591 (1196 amino acids)
Biological process (GO): sister chromatid cohesion
Cellular component (GO): cohesin complex; nucleus; chromosome
Molecular function (GO): DNA binding; protein binding; ATP hydrolysis activity
Source: RefSeq, a predicted model, not a curated record